UGUUAUUCUCCUAAUUAGCUAGUAAGAUAGAAGAAAGCCUGUUGGUUCCGCUGUAUCGGGUGUUUGAGGUAGUGGUUAGUGGGGGGAACUGGGCGAAAAGCACCACUAUGCAUGGCGAGGAGGGUGAGGGAGGAAACUGGACAAGGAAGAAGAGAGGACUGAGCAAACAGGAGGAGCGGUGGAAAAGAUUGAGGCGUCGGCUGGCGAUGUUUUGCGGUGAGGCCGAAGAUAAUUCCACCGCUCACGGCGGAGAUGUACGGCGGCAAUAUAUUAUUCACCCUGAUAAUCGGUUGUACAAUAUUGGGUGGAAGCAUUUCAUACUGAUAUGGGCGGUGUACUCCUCCUUCUUCACCCCAAUGGAGUUCGGAUUCUUCAGAGGCCUCCCGGAGAAAAUAUUCCUGCUAGACAUCGCGGGCCAGUUGGCCUUCCUCAUCGACAUCGUGCUCCGCUUCUUCGUGGCCUACCGCGACACCCACUCCUACUGCGUGGUCUCCAGACCCUCCCGCAUCGCCAUCCGCUGCCUCAAGUCUCCGCAAUUCACCCUCGACCUCCUCGGCUGCCUCCCCUGGGACUACAUCUACAAGGCAGCCGGCAGGAAGGAGCCGCUCCGCUAUCUCCUCUGGAUCAGGCUGACCCGGGCCGCCCGCGUCACGGAGUUCUUCGAGACGCUGGAGAAGGACAUCCGGAUCAACUACCUCUUCACGAGAAUCGUGAAGCUUCUAGUGGUGGAGCUCUACUGCACCCACACAGCCGCCUGCAUCUUCUACUAUCUGGCCACCACCAUCCCUCCCUCCCGCGAGUCCUACACUUGGAUUGGCUCCCUCAAGAUGGGCGACUUUGCCUACUCGGACUUCCGCCACAUCGACCUCUGGAAGCGCUACAUCACCUCCCUCUAUUUUGCUAUUGUCACCAUGGCCACUGUUGGCUACGGCGAUAUUCAUGCCGUCAAUGUCAGAGAGAUGAUAUUCAUCAUGGUUUAUGUCUCCUUUGACAUGAUUCUUGGCGCUUACCUUCUUGGCAACAUGACCGCCUUGAUUGUCAAGGGAUCCAAAACCGAGAGGUUUAGGGACACCAUGACUGAAGUUAUCAAAUACAUGAAUAAAAACAAUCUUGACAAGCCCACAAGUAAGGCCAUCAAGGGCCAUUUGCGCUUGCAGUAUCAUCGCAGCUACACACAACCUGCUGUACUUCAGGACAUCCCACCCUUUAUUCGAUCCAAGAUUUCAAUUAAUUUGUAUGAGGAGUUCAUUGAGAACGUUCCUCUUUUCAAGGGUUGCUCCUCAGAGUUUGUUAAGCAGAUUACAACCAAAGUUCAUGAAGAGUUUUUCCUUCCUGGAGAACUGGUUUUGGAGCAAGGAGAUGUAGCAGAUCAAAUUUACUUCGUAUGUCAUGGAGAGCUGCGUGAGAUAAGCAGUGAAAAUGAUAGUGGUACAGACGAAGUGGUCCAAUUAAAAACCUACGAUUCCUUCGGUGAGGUUUCUUUCCUUUGCAAUAUGCCUCAUCAUUCCACAGUCAUAGCUCAUGAGCUUUCCAAGGUUUUGCGACUUGAUAAGCAAUCCUUGAAGGACAUAGUGAAGAUAUACUAUGUAGAUGGCCGUGUUACCUUAAACAAUCUCCUUGAGGGAAAAGACUCCGGUCUAAAACGCAAGUUGUUGGAAUCAGACUUGAGCUUGACUAUUGGAAACCAGGAAACAGAGUUGACUGUGAGGAUGAAUUGUGCUGCAUAUGAGGCUGACUUAUACCUUUUGAAACGUUUGAUCACCUCCGGGGCAGAUCCCAAUAACACUGAUUAUGAUGGUAGAUCACCCUUGCAUAUCUCUGCCUCAAAAGGAUAUGUAGAUAUUUCUUCCUUUCUAGUUGAGCAAGGAGUAAAUAUCAAUUUACCAGAUAAAUCUGGGGCUACUCCCUUGCUAGAAGCCAUCAAGAAUGGACAUGAAGACGUAGCUGCUUUACUAGUUAAUGCAGGGGCUACUCUCACUAUUGAUGAUGCCGGAAAUUUUCUCUGUGUGAUGGUUGCAAAGAAGGAAUUUGACCUCUUAAAAAAGGUUCUGGCUUGUGGAAUUAAUCCAAAUGCCAAAAAUUAUGACCAGCGCACACCUCUUCACAUUGCUGCUUCUGAAGGUUUGUGUGCAGUAGCUGAACUACUUCUGGGAGCAGGAGCAAGUGUAUUAUGCAAGGACAGAUGGGGGAAUACACCACUUGAUGAAGCUCGUAUCGGCGGAGAUAUAACUGCUCUCAAAAUGCUUCAAGUUGCCAAAUUUUCUCAGUUGGCUGAGUUUUCCUGUGGUAUUCAAGAAACUAAAGAAAUAUUGCCAUCAAGAAAUGAAAUUCCGAAGAAGAGAUGUAUAGUAUUUCCUUUCCACCCAUGGGAAUAUGAUCAUAAAGAAAAGAGAACUGAUGGAGUUGUUCUAUGGGUCCCGGAAAGCAUUGACGAGCUUAUAAUAACGGCAAUGAAACAUUUGAACAUUUCAAAUGGUACUUGUAUUUUAACAGAACAAGGAGGCAGAGUUCUAAAUGUAGACAUAAUUAGCAAUGAUGAGAAGCUAUUUCUGGCGAGCCAAGUGCAGAGUGCAGAGUGAGGUACAUAAAAGGAUCAGGCACAAAAUUAGGGAUCAGUUCGUUAUAUUUCUUGUCUUUUCACAUUGCAUUGCAAAUUUGCAAUGAUGCUUAGGUAUAUUUCAAGUUUCUCCUUCUUGUGCCUUCUCUGGACUCUGGAGCUAGUCGAGCUUCCUUCAACGACCUAAAUUAAAAAAUAAUAUAUAAU
Messenger RNA from Arachis duranensis, 2764 nucleotides. Its product is annotated as potassium channel SKOR-like. Bases 108 to 2579 code for a protein of 823 amino acids. Gene Ontology annotation, molecular function: protein binding; voltage-gated potassium channel activity. Gene Ontology annotation, cellular component: membrane. The record is from RefSeq and is a predicted model, not a curated record. The transcript has 9 exons. Lineage: Eukaryota; Viridiplantae; Streptophyta; Magnoliopsida; Fabales; Fabaceae. Gene Ontology annotation, biological process: potassium ion transport; transmembrane transport.